UCAGUAUCCGGGGUGCUCAGGAGCAGGAUCCUCCAGACCCCCAGCUCAUGAGGCUGGACAACAUGCUGCUGGCUGAGGGCGUGUCCGGGCCAGAGAAAGGUGGUGGAUCUGCGGCCGCCGCCGCAGCAGCCGCUGCAGCGGGGGGCGGAGCCGAGAACUCCAUUGAACACUCGGACUACAGGGCCAAGCUGACGCAAAUCAGACAGAUUUACCACACAGAGCUGGAGAAAUAUGAGCAGGCGUGUAAUGAGUUCACCACCCACGUGAUGAACCUGCUGAGGGAGCAGAGUCGCACGCGGCCCAUCUCUCCCAAGGAGAUCGAGCGCAUGGUGGGGAUCAUCCACCGCAAGUUCAGCUCCAUCCAGAUGCAGCUCAAACAGAGCACCUGUGAGGCCGUCAUGAUCCUACGCUCCAGGUUCCUCGACGCCAGACGGAAAAGGAGAAACUUCAGCAAGCAGGCCACGGAGAUCCUGAAUGAGUACUUCUACUCACACCUCAGCAACCCUUACCCGAGCGAGGAGGCCAAGGAGGAACUAGCAAAAAAGUGCAGCAUCACUGUGUCCCAGGUGUCCAAUUGGUUCGGCAACAAGAGGAUCCGGUACAAGAAGAACAUCGGCAAGUUCCAGGAGGAGGCUAACCUCUAUGCAGCCAAGACAGCGGUGACGGCAACCCACGCUGUGGCAGCAGCCAUCCACAACAGCCAGGCCAACUCACCCACCACGCCCAACUCUGGCUUCCAGAUGAAAGAUGAGGAAUUUCAACUGGACUCUGCUGAGAGCAAAAACUCCCUUUUAAGCAACAUGUUCACCACCGGUUCCUCUGCCUCUUUUAGCCUCCCUAACUCUGGGGACAUGUUCAUGAGCAUGCAGAGUCUGAAUGGGGCCUCUUACCAGGGGGCUCAAGUCGGAGCUAAUGUGCAGUCACAGGGGGAUACCAUACGCCAUGCUAUCAGUCAGACGGUCGGAUACAAUGAUGGGCUACGGCAUCCCAUGUACAGUCCUCACAGUCUAAAUGGUAACGGGGGAUGGCACGGUGCACCUACUCCCUCCUCAGUGACGUCCCCAAACGAAGGGCCAGGCAGUGUGCACUCUGAUACCUCAAACUGACCACUUCACUGAUCGUCUCUUUUCCACCUAAUAUGCUACCGUGUCCUCGACCAAUGUGACUGAACCAAACAGAGGCCAAACAGAACCAAUCACCUCCCUCGACUGAGUCUAACCCCUCCCCCCUCCACUCCAGACAAUGUCGGCCAUUUUGUAAAAUCCCAUCCAAUAACCUUCACAGUCAAGACUGAUAUGAUUGGAUACAGCUUUUAGCAACAUUUUCUGAAUAUAAAUAUAUAUUAACUGACAGACUGACGAGUUGGGGUUCUGAAUGGGAAGUCGAGAGAAGAUAACAGUAGAUUUAUUCAAGUAAAAAAACUGAAGACCGUGCAUCUCUCUCAACCCUCCAGAUCUACUCGUAUGACCCCUUUUUGUUCUCUAUUUGGCCAACUAAGACUGAAGGCAACAUACAUGUGGUCCAAUGGAUUUUCUUCUGACAGUAUCACUAUACAACUGUUGUGGGGACAGCGGAAUCCUUCGAAGUUGCAGGUGUCCAACUGACGGGAGGUUAGCUUUCUGCAACGCUUCAAUGGACUUGAUGGCUGCACCUCCUAUAGUGGACUCUUUUGUUUUUCUGAUACUAACAUCCCGGAUUUAAACAUUGUUUUGGGGAUUGACACGAUGAAGGACAUUUAAAACGGCAGCUUUUUUUUGUUGUUGUUGUUGUUGUCAUGCUCUAAUUCUCCAACGCGAGUCCUCUUGCUGAACAUGAAUUUCUACACCUUUCAUUGGACACUGUGCAUUCUGUUCGAAUGGAUACAUUCAGUCGUUUGAUAGUAUUCACUCCGAUACUGUCCCAAA
Oncorhynchus masou masou (cherry salmon) is the source of this 1904-nucleotide messenger RNA. Its product is annotated as pre-B-cell leukemia transcription factor 3-like. Gene Ontology annotation, biological process: regulation of transcription by RNA polymerase II; eye development; brain development. Gene Ontology annotation, molecular function: DNA-binding transcription factor activity, RNA polymerase II-specific; RNA polymerase II cis-regulatory region sequence-specific DNA binding. Gene Ontology annotation, cellular component: nucleus. The coding region runs from base 48 to 1106 and encodes 352 amino acids. Lineage: Eukaryota; Metazoa; Chordata; Actinopteri; Salmoniformes; Salmonidae. The record is from RefSeq and is a predicted model, not a curated record. The transcript has 8 exons.